AUGGCUCAAACAGCCGGUGUAAAGCCCAUGACCAUUGCUGGUCGUGUGGCUUCCGAAAGAGAAAGAUGUAUAGGUAUGACCGAUGCUGAAAGAGAAUGGCGUAAAAAGUGGCUUAAAGAUCAAAUUUUAUCUCCCAAUGAACCGGUUCAUGUAGAGGAAUACUGGAAGGAGCGUACUAAUCCAAUUCGACGUUUUUACCGCAAGCCAUUAGAUGUCUUGUUUGAUAAACUUACUCCUGUUUUGGGAGCUAAUCGAGCUGCAGAUUAUAGAUAUAUUACUGGAAAGUUAGGCCUUAUUGCUGUUGGUGUUUUGGGAAUACACUACUAUUUCAAAUAUGGAGGAAAUGAUUGGACUAAGAAGGGGGGCUGGAGAGUAGUGACAUCUAAACCCAUGGUUCUACCUGGUCAACCUGGAUUUCCCUUUAAGUCUGAACGUACCAGUGACUCUGAUUAUGCAGACAGGGGAUUCAAAAAUUCUGUAUUGGUUAAGUAA
Molecule: messenger RNA, 492 nt
Organism: Leptosia nina
Lineage: Eukaryota; Metazoa; Arthropoda; Insecta; Lepidoptera; Pieridae
Source: the annotation of a GenBank genome assembly